This is a messenger RNA of Cajanus cajan (pigeon pea), 1237 nucleotides long. NCBI's taxonomy places the organism in Eukaryota, Viridiplantae, Streptophyta, Magnoliopsida, Fabales, Fabaceae. The record is from RefSeq and is a predicted model, not a curated record.
AUGUUUACUUCCGACGAAUGGUUGCAAUCAAAAGGAGCCAAAGAAGCUAAGGGGAAGAAAAUAUCGAAUAUUGUUCUUAUGCCUACAUUUUGGAGUGAUGUUGUUUAUGCUUUAAAGGCUAUGGGGCCUAUUGUACACGUGUUGAGGUUGGUAGAUAAUGAAAAAAAACCGGCAAUGGGUUACAUUUAUGAAGCAAUGGAGAGGGCUAAGGAGGCAAUUCAAAUUUCUUUUAAUCAUAAUGAAGAAAAAUAUAAGGAUAUAUUUGCAAUUGUUGAUAGAAGAUGGGAUUGUCAACUCCAUCAUCCGUUGCAUGCAACAAGAUAUUAUCUAAAUCUUGAGUUUUAUUAUAAAAAUUCAACAAGAAUGGGUGCUGAUGAAGUGGUGGAUGACCUUUUCAAAUGUAUUGAUAGACUUUGUGAAAAUAAUGACAUUGUAGACAAUGUUCACAAUCAAUUGGCAAUAUAUAAAAGGGUAGGAGGAAGAUUUGGCAUUCCUGCAACAGUUAGAGCAAGGGUUAAAAUGGCUCCUGCUGAGUGGUGGAAGAUGUAUGGAGGACAUACACCACAUUUGCAAAUUGUUGCCAUUAAGGUACUAAGCUUGACGUGUAGCUCAUCUGGUUGUGAGCGUAAUUGGAGUACCUUUGAGCAUAUUCACUCAAAGAAGAGAAGUAAGCUUGAGCACCAAAAGCUUCAAGACUUGGUUUUUAUUAAAUAUAAUCAAGCUCUUCAAGAACGCUUUGAGUGUCAAGAUCCAAUUGAUCCAAUUGCUUUGAAUGAAGUUGAUGAUAACAAUGAAUGGAUGUUGGGAGAAGAAAAUGAUGAGGAUGAAUUUGAAGAUGACUUGGUGUUUGAUGAUGAUGUUUUGACUUGGAGAGAUGUUGCCCAAGCAAGUGGUGCCGGUGAACCUUUGAAAUACACUAGGAGACAAACACAAGUGAACAAGACAUCAACAAUUGCAUCUACAUCCAAGAAAGAUAAAGGAAAAAAAGUGAUGGAAGUACUAGAAGACGAGGAUGAUGAUGUAGAGGAAGAAGAAGAAUAUAAUUCUAAUGCUAGUGGGAGUGAUGAAUUUGAGGGAGAGGAAGACUUUAAUCUUGAUGAGGAAGAAGAUUAAACUAUAAUGUUUAAUUUUUUACUUACUUAGAGCUUUAACACUUUGUUUUGGAGACAUUUUAUAUUAUGUAUUGUUUGAGUACUAUGAACUUUUAAUUAUUAAAAAUGUUUAAUGCAUGAAUUUA